AUGAAGUUCCUCACUAUCCUCUUUGCGCUCGCUGUUGUGCAUACCAAUGCGCUCCCAACAACAAACGUUGAAGUUUCAGAAGAGGUUUCACAUCUCGAGAAACGGAGCUUUCUCAAUCAAAACGAUCUUGAAGCCGGACCUGCCUCUCAAUGCCCAGAGGCUAUUCUAAUCUUUGCUCGUGGCUCUACUGAGCCGGGCAACAUGGGUCUUGUGGCUGGUCCCGCCCUUGCUGCAACAAUCCAAGCCCAAUAUGACAACAUCUGGGUCCAAGGCGUUGGCGGUGCAUAUACAGCACUGAUUUCUCCCAACUAUCUUCCGAACGGGACAAACCGGCAGUCUAUUGAUGAGGGCAAGAGACUCUUCCAACUAGCCAACAUCAAAUGUCCAAAGACUCCAGUCAUUGCAGGCGGCUAUAGCCAAGGAACAGCCGUUAUCUGGAAUGCAAUCUCUGAGCUCGACGAGGUUGUCAGGAAUAACAUUGUGGGGGUUACUCUCUUUGGGUACACCAAAAAUUUGGAGAACAAGGCCCAGAUUCCAAACUAUCCUCCAGAGAGGACGGCAGUGUUUUGCGAAUAUGCUGAUGCAGUCUGUCUUGGAAUUAUGAUCCCUGUGCCAUCUCACUUUUUCUAUGCGGAUGAUGCCAUUGGAGCUGCCCCAAGGUUCCUGACAGCACAAAUCGCAGCCUAUGUGCCCCCGCAGUAA
This is a messenger RNA of Clonostachys rhizophaga, 702 nucleotides long. The record is from the annotation of a GenBank genome assembly. NCBI's taxonomy places the organism in Eukaryota, Fungi, Ascomycota, Sordariomycetes, Hypocreales, Bionectriaceae.